AUGGCGACGACGCCGUCGACGUGUUUUCUCGGCCGGGGAUUGUUCGACGGUGGCCUCAAAUGCGGCCUAUUUGUUGUACGAUUUUGCCCUACGCCGUCUCAGCGCUUGUUCCCUGCGUCUUGCAGAAUGCGACAUCGUAGCUUCAGUUUGCGAAAUAAGAGACAGCAAGCAAAGAAAACCAAUAUUGACCGUUCGACAAAUACAAAUUUGCCGCCGAAUGGCGAUAGAGACUCUGAUCAAAGCCACUUGUCUACUAGUAGAACCUUACAUUCAAAUCAAGAGAUGGCUUCUAACGACAGUGUUCCAGUCCUACGCGAAGAUGGAUUUUCAAACGAGAAGGAUUACAACAAUUCGUUUGCACUAGAGGAAGUUACAAAUGACACCGUUGGUUCUGCAGAGGAAAUAUCACAUUUAAUAGAUGAGAAGUCCACUGCUAUAAUUGGAGGAGAACAAGUAUCUGGCAUUCAUCUCGAAGAUCUGAUUUGGAUGAUAAGAAAUGCUGAGAAGAAUAUACACCUUCUCAAUCGAGCUCGUAUGCUUGCCCUUGAAGACCUUGAAAAGAUUCUGGGAGAGAAAGAGUCUUUGCAGGGAGAAAUCAACAUUUUGGAGAUGAAAUUGGCCGAAACAGAUGCGCGCCUCAAAAUGGCCACACAAGAGAAGAUACAUGUUGAGCUCCUGGAAAACCAAUUGGAAAACCUGCAAAAUGAACUAUCGAGUAGGGGUCGACAUAAAGAAAAUGUACAAGAUACCAUUAACUAUUAUGCUCCUCCAGAAAGUGAUCUUGUCAGCUCAUUUAGCCAAGAAUUGGAUUCGUUAAGGGCAGAGAACAUGUCCCUGAAGGACGAACUAUGGGUUUUGAAGGACAAGCUUAGUAGUUUCAGGGACACUGAUGAACGCAUUAAGACACUUGAAAAAGAACGUUCAUUUCUAGCAUCUUCUUUGAAAGAGUUAGAGUCUAAACUCGCUGUGUCUCGUGAGGAUAUAUCAAAUAUGUCUGGUUUGAAGUCCGAAUGCAAAAGUUUAUACGAGAAAGUGGAGGAUUUACAAGCGCUGCUGGAUAAGGCGACUAAACAGGCUGACCAAGCUAUUCUUGUGCUGCAGCAAAAUCAAGAACUACGCAAGAAGGUUGACCGGCUAGAACAAUCUCUAGACGAUGCAAAUGUAUAUAAACUGUCGUCCGAGAAAAUGCAAGAGUAUAAUGAACUAAUGCAGCAUAAGAUAAAACUACUGGACGACCGCCUUCAGAAAUCCGAUGAGGAAAUCAAUUCCUAUGUUCAGUUAUAUCAAGAUUCCAUGAAGGAGUUUCAGGAUACUUUAAAUAAACUGAAAGAAGAAAACAAGACAAGGGAAGAAGAUGAAUUUAAAAAUGAAAAGCCUCGUGAAUUUUGGAGUAACUUACUGCUUAUGGUGGAUGGGUGGUAUCUUGAGAGGAAGAUAACGGUGGAUCAAGCAAAGAUGUUGAGAGAAAUGAUAUGGAAUAAGGAGGAGAGCAUAUGUGAUGUGUAUUUGUCAUCUAAGGAAAAGAACGAGCGUGAAAUAAUUUCAGCAUUUUUACAAUUGACAUCGCCAACAACAGGUGUGAGAUUACAUGUGGUACACAUUGCUGCAGAGAUGGCGCCUGUGGCUAAGGUUGGGGGAUUGGGAGAUGUGGUGACUGGUCUCAGUAAAGCACUUCAGAAGAGAGGACACCUCGUGGAGAUUGUGUUGCCAAAAUAUGACUGCAUGCAUUAUGAUCUAAUUCGUGACUUAAAGGCUUUGGAUGUUCCUGUCGAGUCGUAUUUUGAUGGCAAGUUGUUUAAAAACAAAAUCUGGGUUGGUACUGUCCAAGGGCUUCCUGUUUACUUCAUUGAGCCUCAUCACCCUAGUAAGUUUUUCUGGAGGGGUCAAUAUUAUGGAGAGCAAGAUGAUUUUAAGCGGUUCUCAUACUUCAGUAGGGCAGCACUUGAGUUACUUCUCCAAGCUGGCAAGAAACCAGACAUAAUUCACUGUCAUGAUUGGCAGACAGCAUUUGUUGCACCUCUUUAUUGGGAUUUAUAUGUGCCAGAAGGAUUGAAUUCAGCGAGAAUAUGUUUUACAUGUCACAAUUUUGAGUAUCAAGGAGCUGCGCCAGCUUCGGAUCUAGCAUCAUGUGGUCUUGAUGUUUUCCGCCUGAAUAGACCUGAUAGGAUGCAGGACAAUUCAUCAAAUGACAGGGUCAAUCCUGUGAAGGGUGCAAUAGUGUUCUCAAAUAUUGUGACGACUGUUUCUCCAUCCUACGCUCAAGAGGUGCGGAGUUCGGAGGGAGGACGUGGGCUACACAAAACACUUGAUUCGCAUUCAAAGAAGUUCGUUGGAGUUUUAAAUGGAAUUGAUACUGAUGCGUGGAACCCAGCAACCGACCCAUUUUUAGAAGCUCAGUAUAGUGUCAAUGAUAUCGAAGGCAAGGCAGAAAACAAAGAAGCUUUGAGAAGAUAUCUUGGUUUGUCCUCGGCUAAUAUUCGGCAGCCAUUGGUUGCCUGCAUAACUCGAUUGGUGCCUCAAAAGGGUGUACAUCUUAUAAGGCAUGCAAUGUAUAGGACACUGGAAUUAGGUGGUCAGUUCGUGCUUCUGGGAUCUAGUCCAGUUUCACAAAUUCAGGAAAGCUGCAUUUUCUCAAUUAGAAGGGAGUUUGAAGAUAUUAGCAACAAAUUCAAGACUCAUGAUCAUGUCAGACUGAUACUGAAAUACGAUGAGGUUCUUUCCCACUUAAUCUAUGCGGCGUCUGACAUGUUUAUCAUCCCAUCCAUAUUUGAGCCUUGUGGGCUUACACAGAUGAUUGCUAUGAGAUAUGGUUCAGUUCCUAUAGCUAGAAAGACAGGCGGAUUAAAUGACAGUGUUUUUGACGUAGAUGAUGAUACAAUACCUGUCAAGUUCAGAAAUGGAUUUACGUUUUUGACAGCCGAUGAGCAGGGACUGAACAGUGCUUUAGAACGCGCAUUUAACCAUUACAGCAAUGGUGGUGAUGGUUGGGAACAGCUUGUCCGAAAGGACAUGAGCAUCGAUUUUAGUUGGGAAACUUCGGCAUCGGUCUACGAAGAACUUUAUCAGAAGUCUGUAGCCAGAGCAAGGGCUGCAAAUCAUACAUGA
This is a messenger RNA of Striga hermonthica, 3105 nucleotides long. The record is from the annotation of a GenBank genome assembly. Lineage: Eukaryota; Viridiplantae; Streptophyta; Magnoliopsida; Lamiales; Orobanchaceae.